AUUCUCUCUAUGAGCACCCAAGACCGGUUGCACGCUUACCGCCAUCUAUAUCGGACUGCGCUCAAAGCUGUCUGCUACGCGCGCCCGGCACGCUACGAGGUUCGAGAUAUCCUUCGAGAAUCGUUCCGUUCCUCCCCAGUCACAAACUUCAAUCCUCGGCGGAUCGAGAAUACGCUACGUUUCCUGCAAAAUGCGGGCGCAUAUAAUGGCUACGAGCACAAGAUACUCAAGAAUUUGCUGCACCUGAAAUUCUUCCGAGAUAGGAGGCUGGACAAAAUAAUAUCGAAUAGCGACUAUGCGAUAGACACACGGCGGCAUAUUUGGCUGCAAUACCGUGCUACAUUGACGAUGCUGAACGAGAGUCUAGAUACCUGUCUCGCU
Molecule: messenger RNA, 381 nt
Organism: Capronia coronata CBS 617.96
Lineage: Eukaryota; Fungi; Ascomycota; Eurotiomycetes; Chaetothyriales; Herpotrichiellaceae
Exons: 2
Source: RefSeq, a predicted model, not a curated record